Messenger RNA from Frankliniella occidentalis (western flower thrips), 585 nucleotides. RefSeq lists its product as uncharacterized. Lineage: Eukaryota; Metazoa; Arthropoda; Insecta; Thysanoptera; Thripidae. The transcript is spliced from 2 exons. Bases 71 to 559 code for a protein of 162 amino acids. The record is from RefSeq and is a predicted model, not a curated record.
AGACGCACCGCACCAGACACAACAGCUGUUGGCGCUCAGGGCGACGGAUCGUCUUCGUUAGUUUUUGAAGAUGCCUUUUUGGCGAGAAGUUUUUUCGUACACGGAGGCACAGUUCCCCCCAAAAUGCCUCCCAACGAAAUUAGAUGUUUGUCGUGUGUUUUUCAACAAGACGCGUGAUCUUGGCCACGAAGUGGACACAGCUGCUAGGGAAACCGCCAUGCUGCUCGUGGACCACUGGUAUUCGCAGGGUAGGAGACCUAUCAAGUGGAUCAACGUGUCCAAACAAAUUUUGGCCUUGUACAAGACAUACUACAAGCUAUUUAAAUCAAGUUCAAGAAAGCGUGGACCCACAUUUGAAAAGAAUUUGUCUGCUCUUCAAGUGGAUUUGGCAAAAGUCAUGGACAUCAGUUCUGCUGACACCAGCCCCCUAGUCCGUGCCGAGAAACGGAAGGCAGCAAAUGAUGCAUAUGGGUCCAGUUCCAGGCGGAGGGUGGCUUUGGCUAAUAAGUCUGCGUCUGCAGAUGAGAGUGGUGAGUCGUGUGUCUGGUGUGACAUUUGAGUGUGAUAGCGACAGUGCAGAACUAG